AUGGCUGCGGUUCCCAAUUUGAAUCUCUCUGCACAAGAGCUUGCUGAUAUGUUACUGACAGGGGUUGCAUUUCUCAAUCAAAAUGACGAGUCAAUCAUGGUGAACCGACGUUUCCGGGAGCUCAUGACCUGCUGCAGUGCUAGAUCAUUCGACUGCUGGUCAAAAUCCAUCCACCCAGAAGAUUACGACCGCGUAGCCACUUCUUAUCUUGAGACCUUACGCUCUAAGCAUGCUUUGUGCAUCGAGUCCGCACUCGCAGCCAAAUCUCUCUCUGGCGUGUUCUGA
Penicillium soppii is the source of this 285-nucleotide messenger RNA. RefSeq lists its product as uncharacterized. Lineage: Eukaryota; Fungi; Ascomycota; Eurotiomycetes; Eurotiales; Aspergillaceae. Bases 1 to 285 code for a protein of 94 amino acids. The record is from RefSeq and is a predicted model, not a curated record. The transcript has a single exon.